Emericellopsis cladophorae is the source of this 1167-nucleotide messenger RNA. Its product is annotated as Septin spn4. Gene Ontology annotation, biological process: cytoskeleton-dependent cytokinesis. Gene Ontology annotation, cellular component: microtubule cytoskeleton; cell division site; septin complex. The record is from RefSeq and is a predicted model, not a curated record. Bases 1 to 1167 code for a protein of 388 amino acids. The transcript has 4 exons. Gene Ontology annotation, molecular function: GTP binding; GTPase activity; molecular adaptor activity. Lineage: Eukaryota; Fungi; Ascomycota; Sordariomycetes; Hypocreales; Bionectriaceae.
AUGGCUCCUCCUCCCGCCGCCGAGACCAGCGCCUCGCCGAUUGGCAUUGCCAAUCUGCCCAACCAGCGCCACAAGAUUGUUGCGAAGCGCGGCGCCGGCUUCACUAUCAUGGUAGUCGCUGGCGAGUCUGGCUUGGGAAAAACUACCUUCAUCAACACCCUGUUCUCGACCACCAUCAAGAAUUAUGCCGACCACAAGAAGCGCCAUCAGAAGCAGGUGGACAAGACGGUCGAGAUUGAGAUUACCAAGGCUGAGCUCGAGGAGAAGUUCUUCAAGGUCCGCCUCACCGUGAUCGAUACCCCCGGCUUUGGAGACUAUGUCAACAACCGCGACUCAUGGAUGCCCAUCAUCGAGUUCCUCGACGACCAGCACGAGUCCUACAUGCUUCAGGAGCAGCAGCCUCGUCGACAGGACAAGAUCGACCUCCGUGUCCACGCCUGUCUGUACUUCAUCCGCCCCACUGGCCACACCCUUAAGCCUCUCGACAUAGAGGUCAUGAAAAGGCUGAGCUCGCGUGUCAACCUGAUCCCCGUCAUUGCCAAGGCCGACACGUUGAGCCCAGCGGAUCUCGCCAAGUUCAAGCAGAGGAUCGUUUCGGUGAUCGAGGCUCAAGGAAUAAAGAUCUACCAGCCACCGAUCGAGGAGGACGACGAGGCCGCUGCCCAGCAUGCGCGUAGCCUUAUGGCUGCUAUGCCGUUCGCCGUUAUCGGCUCGGAGAAGGACGUCAAGACUGGCGAUGGCCGCAUCGUCAAGGGUCGUCAGUACUCAUGGGGUGUUGCCGAAGUCGAAAACGAGGAUCACUGCGACUUCAAGAAGCUCCGCUCCAUCUUGAUCCGUACCCACAUGCUUGACCUCAUCCACACCACUGAGGAGCUGCACUACGAGGCGUACCGCGCCCAGCAAAUGGAGACCCGCAAGUUCGGCGAGGCCCGUCCCAGGAAGCUCGACAACCCCAAGUUCAAGGAGGAGGAGGAGGCGCUCCGCAAGCGCUUCACCGAGCAGGUCAAGAUCGAGGAGCAGCGUUUCCGCCAAUGGGAGCAGAAGCUCAUCGCCGAGCGCGACCGUCUCAACAAGGAUCUCGAACAGACCCACGCUCAGAUCAAGCAGCUCGAGACAGAGCUCGAGUCCAUGCAAGGAAGCGCUGUUCGCAGCCACGGCCGUCGUUAA